Messenger RNA from Osmerus eperlanus (European smelt), 3391 nucleotides. RefSeq names its product HERV-H LTR-associating 2b, tandem duplicate 1 (gene hhla2b.1). The coding region runs from base 1705 to 2994 and encodes 429 amino acids. The record is from RefSeq and is a predicted model, not a curated record. Gene Ontology annotation, cellular component: external side of plasma membrane. NCBI's taxonomy places the organism in Eukaryota, Metazoa, Chordata, Actinopteri, Osmeriformes, Osmeridae. Gene Ontology annotation, biological process: T cell costimulation; cell surface receptor signaling pathway; immune response. The transcript is spliced from 8 exons.
AAAGGCGAUUCAUGCGAAAUCUGGCAAGCUCUUUUAUCAAGAGUGUGGUGGGAUUGUGGCUUGUUUGAAUGUGUUUCUGUGUACUACUGUGUACUACUGUGUACUACUAUGUACUACUGUGUACUACUGUGUACUACUAUGUACUACUGUGUGCAGGACAGACUAAGUAUCUGGCUGGGGAAUCCAAUUGGUGGAUCGUGGGUCUGGUGAUUGCAUUGCUGGCCCUUGCUCUCGUGGGCAUUCUGGGAUAUCUGAAAAUCCGAGAUGGCCAGCCUAAACCCAGCAAGGUGGUGGAGGAGGCCUCUGAGAUGCAUCCUGUCAGAGGCAACCCAGUCAGCGCUGAACCGUGUGAGGACAGUGUCUUGACAGCAGACGAAACCAACAGACACAGCUAACUCUGCCCAGUCUGGGCAAAUAUUACAUAAACUAUGGGGCAGACCCAUGAAGAACAUAACUUUUGGCUUAUUAUGUAAAGAAUCAUAACAUUUGAUUGGAAAUCCUUAUAAAGUUGUGUUGUUGAUGGAUCUUGUUUUUUUUUGCAUUAUGUUUUGAUGCUUUAAAUGGUUUUAUGUGAAGCACUUUGCCUUGUUGUUGAAAUGUUCUAUACAAAUAAACUUGCCUUGCCUCUGUGCCUAAUCUUGCCCCAUGACAGCCACAUGAUCAGAAAUAAAAAUAGACCUUGAGCUCUAGUGUUGUCAGUUUGACUACAGCCAGAGUUUCUGUGGUGGAUAACAUUUUUUACGUUUAAGGAGAGUUUGGGAAAUGACCAGAGGUGAGUUACAGUUUGUCCUUGAGUAAUGUCUGACCGAUACAUUCCGUAUCAGACCAUGACUACAGAUACAUCAGCUGUUCUGUCCCCGACUUGUGUGUCUCGACGACAGAUAGUUAAACCCUGAGGAUUGUAAGCUUGAGUGAGGAGCUGACGUGAAAGCAUGUUUCCCAUAUCUUUAUGUUUACUUGUGGUCCUCUGAGUAACAUACACAGCACUUAAUCCUGAAACUAAAAUCCAGUUGUCCCGGCUACAGCCGAACCCCAGCCUGAGUUAACCUGCCCUGGUGUUUCUGUCCGUCUUCCUGGGUGUGUCCAGUCCUGGUCUUGUCUCUCUCUCCUGGCUCCCUGCACCACCUCGCCCCUCUCUCGUUCCAAUCGCCCAGCUGUUGUCCAUGUGUGAUUACACUGCCCUGUAUAUCUCUGCUCCCUAUGACAAUCCUUGUCACUUUGUUGUCGUGUUUCAUGUGAGUACCUGCUUGUUCCCAGAUUUGUAAAAUAAAUGUUUGGGUUUUUGGUAUCCAGCCUGCCUCUCCCUGUGUUUGGGUCCUCCUGCCCUCACACUCUGUCACCAAUGGAAACUGAAAAUGAUUGCUGAAACUCAUUGUAAUAAAGGUCAUGUUUAACAAUAUAAGUAGUUAGACCAUGUAAUAGGUUACUUGUACAACUUGGGUCCUUCCAGUUAAAUCUCCUGCCGUCACUAGGAAACGGAUUAGAGACAUAUUAAUCAGAAGGACCUUUAGCACCAAGAACCACUGGAAAAUUAUUUGAAUGGUUUCUAUUACUUCAGAGCAUAUCUUGAGUCAUUUGCUGUCAAUCGACAUGCCGAGCAUACUUGUGAACCAACCUUCCUGGUUUGUUCAGAUUACAGUGUAUGGGUGUAACUUUUUUGAUGAGAGUGUGUAACAAGGAGAGACAUCGUAAGUGAAGACUACAAUGGCUUGGAAUAUGGCAUCGAUCAUGGUGGUCGUGACCUACAGUAUGGUGUCCAUGGUGAUGAGAAGCCAGACGGUCAAGGGAACAGACGUCCCUGUGGUGUGUGAGUUCUCCGAGACGUGUGUUCUUCCCUGCUCCUUCCAAGUAGGCAAGGACUUGGUUCUCCACUGGAUGUUCAGUCCAGAUGGAGAUCCAACUCGAACUGCUCACACGUACUACAGUAAUAGCAACCAGCUCAGUCUUCAAGACCAGUGGUUUAGAAGCAGAACGUCCCUGUUUGAUGAGCAGUUGUCGCGUGGCAACGCAUCACUCCGGCUGACAGAGGUGAAGGUUCAGGAUCAGGGACGCUACAAGUGCUACACCAGCAUCAUCAGAGGAACACAGGAGCACUUCAUCAAACUGACCGUAGAAGCUCCAGUACGUUCUGUAGACAUAAAGCUGUCAGAUGACGUGUUGACCUGCAGUUCCAGAGCCAUCUACCCCCUCCCUAAACUCACCUGGUCCACCAGCCCCCCCCUGGUCAACCAACCCCCCCUAAGUUCUGAGACAAACACCCAAGGACUCUACAACAUCAACAGCUCUCUAAGGAUCAUGGGAAAUAACUCUGAUAUUGACUUUGUCUGCAAUGUGUCAUCCAACACUCAGACGAGAACAGCCAGGCUGAGGAAGCAAGCUCCAAUUGAAGGUUCUCCCAGCAGCAGUGUGUCAAUCUUCUGCAGCCUCCCGAAGUCUCCCUCUGACCCCCUGACCUUUGACCUCGAGUGGAGGUUCAACCACUCGGAGCUCAUCCUCACCCUCAGCAGUGAGAAAGCUGAGCCUCAGGUCCAGGGGACGUGGAAGGACCAGGUUGAGAGUAGCCCUGAGCCUGGCAGGCUUCGGCUCCGCAAGCUAACACUGUCUCACCAGGGGACUUACACCUGUGACCUCAGGUCUGCAGGAAACAGAUACAUGUCUGUCACAGACCUGCAGAUUUUACCUGAAGGAGAGACGGAGUAUCUGGCUGGGAAAUCCAAUUGGUGGAUUGUGGUUCUAGUGAUUCCAUUGCUGGCCGGGUUAGGGUUUCUGGUAUAUCUGAAAAAAAAAGCCAAAUACCCAAGUGGGUCAAGCACCGGCAGAGCAACAAAGAACAAAGGGAGUCCAAAAAAAAUGCUAAACCCAGGGCAACAGACCUCACAACAAGGAGACUCUGAUGCUGAUUCCGAAACACUCGGACCACUGAAGGAGGACAUGUCUAAUGGAAGGGCUGAGAUGCCGGUGGAGGGAUACAAUGUCACUAAUCAAGUCUUGUGACAACAGCACACAUUCUCUCAUGAGACAGGGCCGCUAUCACAUGGAGCAACACAUGAAUUUGUGAAAUGAAGGAAAUUCACCAACUUACACAAGAUACUUCCAACUGACAGCAGAUUUAUUGCAGCAGCAUUGCAGCAGCAAAGUGGACAGAAGUAUACAUCAAUUUACAAAGUAAGUAUCCAGGGUUGGAUACCCUGGACAGCCUGUCAUGUUUACAAACCCAAACUGUUUGGAUCUGUUCCAGCCUUGGAGAAGAGAAACAGCAGACUUUUAAGACUUGUGAAAUCAGAAGAUCUUUCAGACACCAUGAGAACCCACCUCUGGGAGAGGUCGCUAUCAGCAGCUCUGAGACUGGUCUGGGUCAAGGGUCACCACUGAAGGUCAGACAGGACAACAC